Messenger RNA from Dicentrarchus labrax (European seabass), 1734 nucleotides. RefSeq lists its product as uncharacterized. The record is from RefSeq and is a predicted model, not a curated record. Gene Ontology annotation, molecular function: nucleic acid binding. Bases 308 to 1546 code for a protein of 412 amino acids. NCBI's taxonomy places the organism in Eukaryota, Metazoa, Chordata, Actinopteri, Moronidae. The transcript is spliced from 2 exons.
CCUUUCUGGUAAGCCUCCAGCUGAUCAUCCGUCACUGUUUGAUCUAGUUGACCCAGAGUUAGACUCUGAGAUCAGACCUCAGGUCGCAGUACUAGUCACUGAAACCACACAGCUCAGCUUAGGAACUGAGCGCUUCGAGCGUUUCUCAAAGUGGACUUCUGUGUUAAGAGCACUUGCGGUCUUGAUUCACAUAGCACAGUGUUUCAGGCAAACGGACAAAGACAACAUAUGCAGAGGGUGGCAUACCUGUAAGAAAGCAAUCACGCCAGAGAACCUGGAAAAAGCAAAGAAACUACUGAUCAAGAACAUGCAACAGGAAAGAUAUCCUAGUGAAUUUAGCAACAUUCAGAGUAAGUCAGACAUUCCAAAACGGAACAACAUUGCAAAGCUGCGCCCAGUGGUUGACAGCUGCGGACUUCUCAGAGUGGGAGGACGCAUCACACAGUCUGGCCUUGAGAUAAACCGCACCAAUCCUCUCAUCGUCCCAGCUCAGCAUCACCUAACGACUCUCCUUGUGCGCCACCAUCAUGAGCAGGUAAAACACCAGGGCAGACACUUCACAGAGGGGGCCAUCAGGGACGCUGGACUGUGGCUGGUGGGCGGAAAGAGGUGUAUCAGAGGCACCCUGUCCCGGUGUGUCACCUGCAGGAGACUGCGUGGCAAACAAGAGCAUCAGCUGAUGGCAGAUCUGCCUGCAGACCGGCUACAAGCUGCCCCACCGUUCACGUACGUCGGCCUGGAUGUGUUUGGUCCAUGGGAGGUCAUCAGCCGCCGGACGAGAGGUGGACAAGCAAACAGCAAAAGAGGCCCUGCUGCACAGAUUAGGUCUGACAGAGGCACUAACUUUACUGGUGCGUCAAAAGAACUGAAUCUGGAAGACGACGCAGACAUGCAACGUUACCUACAAGACCAGCAAUGCACAUGGAUUUUCAACCCCCCGCACGCCUCCCAUAUGGGAGGGGCCUGGGAGCGACUCAUCGGAGUGGCCCGUCGCAUCCUAGACUCCAUGUUCUUGCAGCAACGCUUCUCUUCAUUGACCCACGAGGUCCUCGUCACACUCAUGGCAGAGGUUUGUGCAGUCAUGAAUGCGAGACCCCUGCUGCCUGUGUCAACUGACCCCGAGAACCCCCUCAUACUCACCCCCUCCAUGCUUCUGACGCAAAAGACAGGAGCCCCAUCAUCGCCUCCACCUGACUUUGGCAAGGCAGAGAUCAUUCGUCACCAGUGGAAGCUGGUACAAUAUCUCGCAGAGACAUUUUGGCACAAAUGGCAACGUGAAUACCUGAGCACCCUGCAAAGUCGGGCCAAGUGGCAGGAAAAAAGGCCUAACUUGCAGGAAGGAGACAUCAUCUUGAUGAAAGACAAUGCAGUGCCAAGGAACCACUGGCCGAUGGCAGUGGUCAUCAAAACUUAUCCCAGCAGAGACAAUGUUGUCAGGACUGUAGAUAUCAGAGUGGUCCGCCAAGGCACUCCUAAAAUGUACAAAAGACCAGUAACUGAACUUGUCUUACUUUUCUCUCCUAAACAGGAUGUUACUUGUGUUUAAGUAAAGUGUGUGCAUCUAAAAAGUAAUAGGUGUGGUAUCCUUAAGAUACCAGGCAGGGAGUGUGUUGGUCUUAAUGACCAUUCAUUCAUUUUGUGUUUCUUGGUAAGACUUUCUUUGGCUAUUUACAGUGCGUUAACGCCAUCUAUUGGCCACUUGCAGUAACGGCAGGUUUUGGUGUAUGGUUUCUA